This is a messenger RNA of Paecilomyces variotii, 2055 nucleotides long. RefSeq names its product putative MFS monosaccharide transporter. NCBI's taxonomy places the organism in Eukaryota, Fungi, Ascomycota, Eurotiomycetes, Eurotiales, Thermoascaceae. Bases 171 to 1874 code for a protein of 567 amino acids. Gene Ontology annotation, molecular function: carbohydrate:proton symporter activity. The record is from RefSeq and is a predicted model, not a curated record. The transcript is spliced from 9 exons. Gene Ontology annotation, cellular component: membrane. Gene Ontology annotation, biological process: transmembrane transport; carbohydrate transport.
UCGAUUUAAAUACAGCUCGUAUGGAGCACUGCCCAUGGGGUCAGUGUCUUCCAUCGCGAGGCAGGCAGUGGGAACGGUGAGAAAAUAGAUUCCACUCCUCUUGCCACUGUUGUUUUCCCUUUCCCCCCCUUUUUUUCCCAAGUAAAAGGUGAACUGCGGACGACACAAAGAUGGCUCCCGUGGCUGAUGCGCAGGUGUCCGGAAGACGAGCUCAGCUCGCUGGUCCUUCGGGAUUCCGUGGCCUGCUGGCAAAUGGACAGACGACGGCAAUUGCAUUUUUUGCAUCCCUGGGAGGUUUGGUCUAUGGGUACAACCAGGGAAUGUUCAGUCAGGUCUUGACCAUGACCUCUUUUAUCAACCGCACAAAUGGAUAUGCAGCUCAAACCGGAACAGCCCAGGGUCUGAUGACCUCUAUUCUCGAAUUGGGUGCCUGGCUGGGUACUUUGUUUAACGGAUACUUGGCCGAUGCGGUUGGACGUCGAGUGUGCGCCCUGAUUGCCUGUGUCGUCUUCAUGGUGGGAGUCAUCGUCCAGGCCUGUACUGAGAAUAAGGACUACGUUUUUGCUGGUCGUUUCGUCACUGGUCUGGGUGUAGGAAGUUUGAGUAUGAUUGUGCCUCUUUACAACGCAGAGUUGGCUCCCCCUGAAAUUCGAGGAUCGCUUGUCGCCGUGCAGCAGCUCGCCAUCACUUUUGGAAUUAUGGUCAGCUUCUGGAUCGGAUAUGGUACAAACUAUAUCGGUGGAACUGGACAAGGACAAUCCGACGCAGCCUGGUUGGUGCCGGUCUGCAUUCAACUGGCUCCCGCCCUCCUCUUGGCUGCGGGUAUGAUCCUCUUCAUGCCGCAGUCACCAAGACAUCUGAUGAACCAGGGUCGCGAAAAGGAGUGUCUAGAGACCCUAGCCAAGCUCCGACGGACAUCGCCCGAUGACCUGCUUGUGCGCAUCGAGUUCCUUGAGGUGAAGGCCAUGCGCCUCUUCGAAAUCGAAACAUCUACCAAAAAGUAUCCUCAAUGGCAGGACGGAUCGUUCAAGAGCCGCUUCAUGAUCGCCUUCAACGACUACCUAUCUCUCGUGACGAACAAGUCGCUCUUCAAGCGCACGAUUGUUGCUUGUUUGAUCAUGACCUUCCAACAGUGGAAUGGUAUCAAUGCCAUCAACUAUUAUGCUCCGUUCAUCUUCAAAGGAUUCGAACUCAGCGGUAACACUACCUCACUCCUGGCUACUGGAGUAGUUGGUAUCAUCGAAUUUGUCUUCACCAUCCCGGCCGUGCUCUGGGUCGACCGCUUCGGUCGAAAGAAGAUUCUCCUUGCGGGUGCUAUCGGCAUGGCCUCGUGUCAUUUCAUCGUUGCUGGUAUUAUUGGUGCAUACUCCAGCGACUGGCAGAACCACCGCGCCGCAGGAUGGGUUGCUGUUGCUUUUGUGUGGAUUUUCAUCGCCAACUUCGCGUAUUCCUGGGGUCCUUGUGCAUGGAUCGUGAUUUCUGAAAUCUUCCCCUUGAGUAUGCGAGCCAAGGGCGUCAGUCUUGGUGGCAGUGCCAACUGGCUGAACAACUUUUCAGUCGGAAUCUCCACUUCUCCCUUCAUCCACACCUCGAACUUCGGCGCUUUCAUAUUCUUCGGCUGCGUUACCCUCAUUGCGGUCCUGUAUGUUUGGUUCUUCGUCCCCGAGACCAAUGGCCGUACACUGGAAGAGAUGGAUGAGCUUUUCGGCUCGACUGGUAUGGCGGUCGAAGACGCCGCACUCAAGGCUCGGAUUGAGCGCGAGAUUGGGCUCCUGGCUCUCCUGGGAGAGGAUGGUGAGCAUGGCCUUGAGGAGGAAGAGAAGGCUGCCGUUGGUGGGACAGUCAAUAAUGUCGAAGACGUGAAGACGGCAUGAAUGGCCACCGACGAUGGGAAGGUAAGAUGAACCAGUUACAAUAUAAAUUCUACAUACUAUACUAUAUACAGUUAUCAUGUAUAUUGGUUUGGAUUUUACGACUAGUCUUGCAGGACUGUGUAUCUUAGGAAUGAUAUGAAUAAUGUACCAAAGCCAAUCUAAUCACCCAAUUUUUUUCCAG